AUGGCCAUCAAGAAGAAGAAGAAAUCAAGAAAGGAAGAAGAAGACACACCGUUAGUAGUGUACACGACAUAUAUUGGAGCUGUUCCGCAAGCUCUCUCUCAUUGCAAAUGGUUGGAGCAAACGUUUAAAUCACUCAAUGUACGAUACAAAAAAGUGGAUCUCGGGGUUCAAAAAGAUAUGGUCUCUUUUGUGAGGCAAACUAGUGGAAAGAGAGAACUUCCUCAAGUUUUCAUCAAUAAUGUUUAUAUCGGGGGCUAUGAGGAGUUCUUUGAUUGGCAUGAAGACGGAAAUGUAUAUUAUGUCCUCAAAGAAAUGGGAUACAGUGAUCCGAUCCCUGAAGAAUUUGACAAAUCCAAGGAACAGAUUGACCAAGAGGCCGAGGAAUAUGUCAAAAGCAAUGAAGGAGUAUUUCAAGAGAUCAAGGAAAAGGCAAAAAAGAUGGAAGCCGAUAUGGAACACUUGCAAGCAGUGAGACGGAAGUGGUUGUUCCUUCGAAAACAAAAAUUAUAUGAAAAUCUUGCUGAUUCUGAAGGUGACAGCAAAGAAAAUUCAAAAGAUGCCAUUGAAACGAAUGUCAAUGUAAAGGACAUGAUAAAACGUUUGAAUGCACAAGCAGCGUCAAUACAGCCAACAUUUCCAACUAAAAAGAUGGCAAGCGCGAAGGAGGACAAUGCUACUGCAGAGAAAAAACUGGAUGCCACGCCAUCAGAACAAGUCACAAGCGAAGAGAUUCACCAGCAGGAACAAGAAACAGUUCAAGAUGACGACGUUCCUCUACCUGUCGAUGAAUAA
Naegleria lovaniensis is the source of this 792-nucleotide messenger RNA. RefSeq lists its product as uncharacterized. The transcript has 4 exons. The coding region runs from base 1 to 792 and encodes 263 amino acids. NCBI's taxonomy places the organism in Eukaryota, Heterolobosea, Eutetramitea, Acrasida, Naegleriidae. The record is from RefSeq and is a predicted model, not a curated record.